AUGGUAGAGGAAUCGUCUCAACCCCUUCUUCAAGAUGAGGAAGGGUAUGCCAAGCCACAAAAUGGUAUUGGUGCCAAGGUAAAAGGAAUGUUUGCAACCAUCUUCCAAAAGGAAAACAUCCCAAUCAUCAUCUACACCCUUUGUUACAUUGUAUCUGGUGUAAUCAACAGUAUUCUUCUUAAAUUAACUAUGAACUCUUUCCAAAAUUAUGGUUUCUUUUUAAAUCAAUUGACAAAUUAUGGAUAUAUUCCAAUUUUCGGUGCAGUAGUAGCAUACAAGUUAUACUUUACCAAUGAUAUUCCAGAGGAAACCAAGUUGUUCCCCAAAUACAAGUUUUUGAUUAUGGGUGCUCUUGAUGCUGUCACUGGUUACUUUGUCGUUAUUGGUGGUGUGCGUACCUCUGGUCCACUCCAACAACUUUUGAAUCAAGCCAUCAUUCCAUUCACCAUGUUGGCAUCGCUCAUCUUCUUAAAGGAGCGUUACUCUCUUAUCCAAGUCGGUGGUGCCGCCGUCAUUCUCAGUGGUGUCGUCGUCUCGCUCAUCCCAUCGUUGACCGGUCCACCAGAUCCCACCAACUCUGUCUUUUGGAACUUCUUUUACCUCAUUUCCAUCAUUCCAUUUGCUGGUUCCAAUGUCUACAAAGAUAUUGGUUUCCAAGCCGUCGCUGACAUGGAUGUCUGGUACUUGCAAUUCUGGGAUGCCUUUUUCCAAUCCAUCAUUGGUACUUUCCUUUUCCCAAUCAAUGCUAUCCUUCCAGGUGAUGCAAAGAUUCCAUUCAAUCAAGUUCUUCCAGCUAUGAAAAAUGGUGCAUUAUGUUUAGCCGGACAUGAUAUCAUUGUUGACAAUUGUGGUACAGAUUUGCAAACCACCUGUGAUAACUGUCACCAUGCAUACAUUAUCAUUCUUUGUUACAUGACCAUCAACGUUAUCUACAACAUUUUCAUUUUACUCGUCAUCAAGCACGCUGGUGCCACCGUCUACUCGAUUGCCAACACCCUCCGUCUCCCAUUGACCAACAUUGUCUUCUCUCUUCACUUUAUCAUGGGUGCUGCCGUUACUCCAUUCUCUGGCUUGUCAGUGGCGGGACUUAUCAUUAUUCUACUUGGUCUGGUGGGUUACCGUAUCGGUUCCAUGAUCAAGGCCAAGAAGGCUGCUCUCGAAAACGGUGGAGAGGUCCAAGUUCGUGUCAUCCCUGGUUUGGGUCCAGCUGGUGUCGAUGUCAUGCCAGUCCAUAGAAAGACUCCCAUCGAACCAAAAUCUCCACAAUAUCUUAGAAACCAAUUAUACGGUAAACUUGGUAUUCACGUUCCAGAAAACAAAUAUAAUAGACCUGUCAACGAUUAA
Cavenderia fasciculata is the source of this 1344-nucleotide messenger RNA. RefSeq names its product putative transmembrane protein (gene crtp1). Gene Ontology annotation, molecular function: xenobiotic transmembrane transporter activity. The record is from RefSeq and is a predicted model, not a curated record. NCBI's taxonomy places the organism in Eukaryota, Evosea, Eumycetozoa, Acytosteliales, Cavenderiaceae. The transcript is spliced from 4 exons. Gene Ontology annotation, biological process: xenobiotic transport. The coding region runs from base 1 to 1344 and encodes 447 amino acids.